Molecule: messenger RNA, 2153 nt
Organism: Meriones unguiculatus (Mongolian gerbil)
Lineage: Eukaryota; Metazoa; Chordata; Mammalia; Rodentia; Muridae
Gene: Aip
Product: aryl hydrocarbon receptor interacting protein
Exons: 8
Coding region: 195-1322 (375 amino acids)
Molecular function (GO): protein binding; peptidyl-prolyl cis-trans isomerase activity
Source: RefSeq, a predicted model, not a curated record
ACGGCCCCGCCCUGCCCGCUCGUCCUCCGCAGGCCUGAGCUGCAGAGCGCCGAGUUGAUUCGAGAUCACGUCAGCUUCUCGCGGGUAGCGGAACUCGCGGCGCCACCCAGAGGCUGCCUUGAAGCCCUGCCCUCUCUGAGGACUUGCUGGAAAGUGAACCAGUCCGAAUAUGAAGCACUUAGCACCCGGGGCUCAUGGGAAAGAAAAUAAUCCUCCCGCUAAAAUGGCGCUUCCUCAGACACUGCCGAGGCUCUAGUAGUUGCCGAAGAAGGUCCGGAAGCUACCGAGCGACUCCGGAAGUUGCCGAAAGGGAGCAGCGGGGAAGGAGGAUGGCGGAUCUCAUCGCAAGACUUCGAGAGGACGGGAUUCAAAAACGUGUGAUACAGGAGGGCCGAGGAGAGUUGCCUGACUUUCAGAAUGGCACUAAGGCCACAUUCCACUUUCGAACGCUGCACAGUGAUGACGAGGGAUCUGUACUGGAUGACAGCCGAACACGUGGCAAGCCCAUGGAGCUCAUCAUUGGCAAGAAGUUCAAGUUGCCCGUGUGGGAGACGAUCGUGUGCACCAUGCGUGAGGGGGAGAUUGCCCAGUUCCUCUGUGACGUCAAGCACGUAGUCCUGUAUCCGCUGGUGGCCAAGAGCCUCCGCAACAUCGCCGAGGGCAAGGACCCCCUGGAGGGCCAGCGGCAUUGCUGUGGAAUUGCUCAGAUGCACGAGCACAACUCCCUGGGCCAUUCGGACCUGGACGCCCUGCAGCAGAGCCCUCAGCCUCUCAUCUUCCACAUUGAGAUGCUCAAGGUGGAGAGUCCUGGCAGCUAUCAGCAGGACCCAUGGGCAAUGACAGAUGAGGAGAAAGCAAAGGCAGUACCACUCAUCCACCAAGAGGGCAACCGGUUAUACCGCGAGGGGCAGGUGAAAGAGGCUGCCGCCAAGUACUACGAUGCCAUCGCCUGCCUCAAGAACCUGCAGAUGAAGGAGCAGCCUGGGUCACCUGACUGGAUCCAGCUGGACCUGCAGAUCACACCACUGCUCCUCAACUAUUGCCAGUGCAAGCUGGUGGCUCAGGAGUACUAUGAAGUGCUGGACCACUGCUCCUCCAUCCUCAACAAGUAUGAUGACAAUGUCAAGGCUUACUUCAAGCGGGGUAAGGCCCAUGCUGCUGUGUGGAAUGCCCAGGAAGCCCAGGCUGACUUUGCCAAGGUGUUGGAGCUAGACCCUGCCCUGGCACCUGUGGUAAGCAAAGAGCUGCGGGCCCUGGAGACAAGGAUCCGGCAGAAGGAUGAGGAGGACAAAGCCCGCUUCCGGGGCAUCUUUUCCCACUGACAGGGCCUCAGUCCUGCCCUGCCCUGCCAAGCCCACUGCUGCCAUCACUUGUCCACCCCACUGCCACUUUGCGCUUCUCUGUAUAUAAAGGCCUUAUUUAUCUGUCCAUCCCAAAGGCUGCUCAUCACUGGCUGGCUGCUCGGUGCGCAGUGGUCAGCAAGAGAUCAGGAUCUCACUAGGUCCCUACUGGUCUGCUCUAAGGUCUCUGGGGGUGUUUCUUUCUGGCUACUCUAGUAUUCAGGAACCUCUAGUAUUAAGUAGUAGAUAAAGCAGGAAUGGUCCAUAUGGGUCACUCUAUUCUAGCCUCAGGUCCCAUGAUCCCCUGGCUUUGGCUUUUAGAGACAGAAAUUUCCUUUGGGGCAGAGGUGAAGGAGGGCUACAAAGCAAGAAGCCAUGUGACUCUCAUAAACUCAAACACCGUCUGAGGUUGGGGGCAGGAGAAGAAAUAGGCAGACUAUCUAGGAAGUGACCCAGGGAAGAGCAGCCAGGACCCUUGGGGAAAGCAAAGGGGCCUCCAACCUGGCCAUACUUCAUGACCCUGAGCAGGUCCUUGCCCUUUUCAGCACUGAAGUGCCCCAGACAGGAAGGCCCUCAGUAGAGUGCAGUUGUUUAUUUUUAUAGGUUCACACACUGGAAAAGCUGCUGGGCCCUAGCCUACUCCCUCCUUUCUCCCCUGGGGGCUAGGUCCCCCUGCCCCCAACAAAGGGAAGUAAUACUGAGGAGUAACCACACAGGUUGUGAGUGCAGGGCUGGGGCCAAAAAUCUAGGCCCCAGUCUCCCUCACAGUCACCAAAGCCCCUUGAGUAUCAAUAAAUAACCCAGGUCCAGCCA